Molecule: messenger RNA, 3009 nt
Organism: Panonychus citri (citrus red mite)
Lineage: Eukaryota; Metazoa; Arthropoda; Arachnida; Trombidiformes; Tetranychidae
Exons: 9
Coding region: 174-2702 (842 amino acids)
Molecular function (GO): nucleic acid binding
Source: RefSeq, a predicted model, not a curated record
UCUCUUUGUAGAACAAAAAAUAAAUUCUAUUCUCUUUUCCAAUAUUCUUGAAGCUUCUUCGCAUUCACUUUGUUAGUGUUUCUCUUUGAGUGAACAUCACUUUUCUUUUUUCUCUUUGUUUUUCUUUAUUCGUUAAGUUAAUUAGUCUUCUAAUUCUUUAUAAUUCUCUAAUCAUGGAUCUUGACGGUUCCGAAAUUUUCGAUGGUUUUGAUCCGAUGGGUGAAGAUUAUGUGAAAACAUUGAAUAGUAACUAUUUCGGUGGUCCAGGAUUCGCCAUACCUGAUGUACAAAACGGUACUAAGCCUCCUCUUCAUAUCCUUGUUGAAAACAUACCAGAGGAUUUAAAAAGGGAAGGUCUCAUUCGCGCUUUUAAAUUAGUUAACGUGUUUCCGAUCACUUGCAAGCUCCUACCAUCGAAAGGUUUAAACAAAGCCAUUUUACAAGUCAGAUCGAUAACUGACGCUACUACUGCGAUUCAAGCUUUAAACAACCGACCACCGUUGCACUUGCGAGUUACACUUGCUGCUGACGAAGAAGAUUUUGAAAAUAAAAAAGAUCUAAUACAGCGUGAACAACGUGCGGAACUUGCUAAACACUUGCGAGCUUUGGCCAGACCACUUAACAAAAUGGGAGAAUUAGUCAAUAAUCUUUGUGCUGUUGAGAAUUUGUUUAAAAUUCUUUCUACUCGAGAUGAAAUGUGUCAAGUUUGUACGGCUGAACCUCUAAUUCGACAUGUUCACUUUAUUGCAUCAGAGGAAAUUGUUAUCGAUCCUUUCCAAGAUUUACCUCAAAGUUUUUCUGUUGCCUGUUCUUAUUGCUGUACCAAGGAUGGGAAAUUUGUUGUCUGCUCAAGAUGUCAAACUACCUCUUACUGUGGACUACGAUGUCAAUCUUUAGAUUGGCUUUCUCAUCGUAAAAAAUGUUCCCCUCAGUCAAAUCUUUCUAAUGGAGAUUCUCAUUUAUCUGAUGAAUCCAAUAUUAUCACCAAACUUACCACUAUCAAGAAGCAACCUUUAUCUCCAAAGGUUGAGGUUGCCCCUAAAGUAACCAAAGUGGAAGAAAAGGUCCAAACUAAACCAAUCCCUUCUAACCCACCCAAAUCUGAGAUAAAACAAGAGGUUAAACCAACGGAAAGUUAUGAAGUCAAGAAAGCUGAAGUCAAAGAAUAUCAUAAAGCAAAAGUCCCAGAGGUUUCACCUCCAGCUAAACUACCAUCUCCUCAAAAAGUAAUCCAGAGAACUAUCUAUUCUGAUAACAAUGUGGGACGAAUCAUUAAUCCGGCGAAUUUCAUCCAAGAACCCAACAAAAUUAUUACACCCAGAAUCAAAAUCUCCUUGAACAAUGAAGUUAACCACAUCAGGGAAACAAAACUUGAAUUUAACACUAUUACCGAGGUAGUUUUCUCUUUCUGUUACAAUCCAUCAGACUUUUUUGUUCAAAGAGCUGUGGACACACCCGAAGCCGAAGCUAUUACAGAAAAGCUUUUUGAAAUCUGUCAAAAAGCUAAUGAAUGGCCUGAUGCUAAUAAACUCAAACCUGGUAACUAUUGUGCUGCCCGUUUUGACCAUGAUGGAUAUUGGUACCGAGCUAAAGUUCUAGGAUUCAAAAACAACAUGGUCGAAGUUAAAUUUAUUGACUACGGUAAUCGAGAUAUUGUUAAUUUUGAAGCUUUACGACCUUUACCUCCUGAGAUGGUUGCGAUUCCCGCCCUGGCAGUUAACUGUGCGUUAAAAUUCGUUAAGCCACUUUUCGAAAGCGGUUGGAAUAGGGAAGCUUCUAAAUUUUUUGAAGAUCAAAUUGCUGAUGAAGCUGAAAUUCCAUAUAAUAAUUGUAAGGUUUACAACGAGUUUGAUGGUGUUCAUCAAGUCGAGCUUAUCAGUGAAAAUGGUGAAAAACUUAAUGACUUAUUGGUACAAAAAGGAUUAGCCAAGGGUUAUGAAGAAAUUCGAAAGCCUCUCCCACCUCGUAUUCGUCGUAAUCCUGACCUUAGCACAUCACCUCCCGAGAUCGGAAAAACCCAUGGAGGAUCAGAAGCCCAUAAUGAAAACAAAAUGGGAAAUGGCUUCAAUAAACCUAAACCUGAUGAUAUUGAGCCAGUUCGAGUUAAACCAAGUCCAAUUGAAGUUUCGCCACCACGACCCAAACCAGUUGAAGAUAUAUCUCCAGGAGAAGCUUAUAAGAGUUUACAAAAAACACCAGCCAGCUUUUAUCAUCUCUAUAGUAUGGGAUCAAUCAAAGAAGACGAAGCUGUUUUGUUGUACAAUGAUGUUGAUGAUCCAUCAAUUGUUUUUCUUUUGGGAAACAAUGAUUCAAUGUUGAAGCUUUGUGCUGAACUCGGUACUAUUGAAGAAAGAGGUGUUCAUAUUGAGCCGAAACCUGGUUUACUUGCUGUAGCACCAGCCGAUGAUGGUGAUUUUUACCGAGUCGUUGUCAUGGAAGUUGACGGUGAUAAGUGUCGCGUCUUUUACUUGGACUUUGGUAAUACAGACUGGGUUAAAAAUGCUGAAAUACUCAAGUUACCUAGUAAAAUUAAUUUGGAAAAGAUUCCAGCUCAAGGAAUAAGAUGUCGAAUUGACAAUAUGGACAAAAUUGAGAAUUUCGAGACAAGAUUAGCUGAUCGAAUUGGCAGAGGAACUCCAGCUGACAUUAAAGUUGUUAGAAAAAUCUCAGACCACGAAUACGCCAUCGAGCUAACUCUUUAAAACCCCGGACAAUUUCAACUAAAUAAUUUAGACAUAAAAUUUCAUAUCAAAAAACUUAUAACCCAUCGAAAACUCAAAACUUUCCUUCCAAACAAAAAAUCCAUCAGAUAUGCAUUUUUCUUUUUCACUUUCUCUCAUUUUCAGAUUCUUUUUUUCAUUUAAAUUUCAAACAAAACCAAUUCAUAUUGUCCAAAUCAAAACAAACUAAACAUUCAAAAAACUGUCACAAUGACUUAGAGCCAUUUUGUUAUUACAUUUGCUCUCAAUGAUUCAAAUAAAACGACCCCCUUUCCAUUUCCCUUCAAAA